Molecule: messenger RNA, 2344 nt
Organism: Magallana angulata
Lineage: Eukaryota; Metazoa; Mollusca; Bivalvia; Ostreida; Ostreidae
Exons: 3
Coding region: 228-788 (186 amino acids)
Source: RefSeq, a predicted model, not a curated record
UCAACUCAACAUUCAGGUAUAUUGACGACGUAUUAGUAUUAUCAAUUAAUAAUUGUUACCUCAAUACCUACGUUAACUCGUUGUAUAGGCCUUAUUAGCCGCCUUUUGUUUUUAAAAUUUGACCCUUAACCCCGCGCAUGCGCGAUGCGCGUAGGGCAGACCCACAGCCAUUAUCGGAAGAAGUCAAGUGAAUCGCAGCGUGAAAUUAAUCGGAUUAGGCCGUUACAAUGAGCUUGUAUUACAAGUCGUUGCCGGAGGCACCUCAGCGGGAGUACAAGGAGAAAUUAUUGAGGCUUGGGAUCAAGGAUCUGUGUUUUGAUCCGUUCAAAGACGGUGAAACUUGGGAGGACAAUGUAACAAAAUGGCCGGACGUUCAGUUUGGGGAAAUUUACUGUUACCUUGUAGACACUCCAGGACAAUUUACCCGAGAGACAUUGAAAGCUUACCGUUCUUUGGAGGCCUACAACUUUUUUCACAGUGGGUGGGUUCACACCGUGUUGAGUUCAACUUUGGGAAGUGACAAGUGCUUUUUGAAGGCCAAGGUCAACAGAUCGCAAGCCCUGUCCGAGAAACCUCACGAAGCAUGGGUGUGCGUGGACACAGACUGCACCAUUCUAAACGCACACUGCACAUACAUGGCUGGAUUGGGCGAGGUAUGUUCACAUGUUGCUGCCAUCCUCUUCAAGAUCGAAGCAAGCGUUCGACUGGGUUACAACAAGGUAGCUUGUACUUCAAUGCCUUGCUUAUGGAACCAGAACUUUACAAAGAAGAUAAAUUUAAACUGGUAGAGGCAGUCCAGUUAUCACAAAUCAACUUUGAUAAACCAAAACAGGACAACUUUCACGAACCUUUCAAUGCAGCUCCACAACAAGCAGACCCAGUGUUUGACAACACCGCAUCUUUUCUGCAGAACUGAGGAAUUCCAACCCAUCCGCAGUCAUCUUCACUGUUACAAAUCCACGGCCUAAUCCAACUCUAGCUAAACCGUCACUACCAACAGUGUUUUCCUCCUUCUUUGAUCCGUUAAAUGCCAGGCUUUCAGAGACUGAACUUCAAACAAAGUGUGAGGAGAUUCUCAGAACGAUCACUGUCAGCCAUGAGGAAUCACAAAACGUUGAGAAGCUGACCAGAGAGCAAAGUUUGUGUACUCAGUGGUUCCAGUUCCGAGAAGGCAGACUUACAACUUCCAAGUUCUAUGACAUUUGCCACACAAAUAUACAGAGACCAAGUGUUUCCCUCAUCAAAGGAAUAAUGCACUAUGUACCAAACAUCGAGACACCAGCAAUCAAGUGGGGGAAGACGAAAGAGGAAGUGGCCCUGAAUGAGUACGCAGAGAUGAUGAAGAUACACCAUCCAUCAUUUUCAGCGAGACGUAGUGGUCUGAUGCUCAACCCAAAUUACCCUACUCUUGGGGCCAGCCCAGAUGCAGUGAUUGACUGUAUGUGUUGCGGUAAAGGACUGGUGGAGAUCAAGUGUCCAUUCAAGAUAAGAGACACUAAUCCAUGUGAAGUGAACACCCCGAAUUUUUAUCUGAGACCUCAUGCCCAAACUGAGAGAGGACAGCCUUGUACCAACAUGCUACCAAGUGCUUCAAGACACUUUUACCAAGUACAUGGACAAAUGGCAGUGUGUGAUGUGGAUUACUGUGAUUUUGUGUGUUGGACCACUCGUGGACAACAUGUUGAGCGCAUUCACCGUGAUCCACAUUUCUUCAAUGAGAAAGUGCUGCCAUCGUUGAACAGAUUCUUCCUGAAAGCAAUGUGCUUCCAGAAAUUCUUACUCAAAGACUUCUUGAUGCCAACAACAAUGUUCAGCACACCGAGUGUAUAUACAUGAUAGAAUGUGAAUCUGGACAUUGUAAAGUUGGCUGGUAUCAUUUCAAAUGUGUGGGACUAAAAUCCGCCCCCAAGGGUUCAUGGACUUGCCUACCUUGCAGAAGAAUGCCCCCCUCCAAGAAAAACAAACAGUGACUAAACAAUUAUAAACUCUGAUGAUGUCCACAUUUUGAUAUACUUUUUAAUGAAUGACUGCAAAUUUGAUAAAGAACUGUGCAUAAGUAUGCCUUGUGUGGAUUUGCAUUUUUUCAUAAAGAUUUAUAUAUGCUGUGAACAAAUUGACAAUGACUUUAAAUCUAUUGUGAUCUUUGAUUAUGAACUACCUAGAUUUAAGUUUGUGUUUAAUUUUUUUGAAAGCUGGCCCCUCAAUACGGAGCACUAGUAUUUUUUUUUAUUACAUCUACAUGUGUUUGGAUGUCCACUAUAUCUGUUGUAGUCUGUUUUCACUCAUUUUUAAUGCCUUAUCAUUUCAUCUUUGUCAUGUUUAAUAAAAUAUUUCUGACAAAUUG